AUGUCGCGUGCUUUGUUUGCUUUAGGUCUAACGGAGACACUUGGAGGAACUUCUUUGUCUUACCCUGACGACAUGAGUAUGCUUGGGACGGUCGGAAUUCCAGCAGUUUACAAUGAGAUACGGCUUGAGGAGGUGCCGGAGAUGGGCUAUGACCCCCUAGGGGAAAAUCCUUCAGGGGAGAUCUGUAUAAGAGGAAAAUGUCUGUUCUCUGGGUAUUACAAGAACCCUGAACUCACUGAAGAAGUCAUGAAAGACGGAUGGUUCCAUACAGGAGAUAUAGGUGAGAUUCUUCCAAACGGAGUACUAAAGGUCAUUGAUCGUAAGAAGAAUCUGAUCAAACUCUCUCAAGGAGAAUAUGUAGCUCUCGAGCAUUUGGAAAGCAUCUACGGACAAAACCCCAUAGUCCAAGAUAUAUGGGUUUACGGAGACAGCUUCAAAUCUAUGCUCGUCGCUGUGAUUAUUCCCAAUCCAGAAAUCCUAAACCGGUGGGCAAAAGAUCUCGGUUUGACUAAACCAUUCGAAGAACUCUGUUCUCUCUCGGAGAUACAAGAACACAUAAUUUCAGAAUUGAAGUCCACGGCAGAGAAGAACAAGCUAAGCAGGUUUGAGUACAUAAAGGCGGUGACGGUUGAUACAAAGCCUUUUGAUAUAGAAAGAGACUUGGUGACUGCAACGCUAAAGAACAGGAGAAACAAUCUUCUCAAGUAUUAUAAGGUAUCAGUCGACGAAAUGUACAGAAAACUGGAGCCAAAAAGAAGCUGAAAGUGUUG
Camelina sativa (false flax) is the source of this 770-nucleotide messenger RNA. The record is from RefSeq and is a predicted model, not a curated record. NCBI's taxonomy places the organism in Eukaryota, Viridiplantae, Streptophyta, Magnoliopsida, Brassicales, Brassicaceae.